UUGGACCUUUUUAUCUAUCGCCACCAUCUCGAUUUGUUCCUUUCUAAGUGCAAAUGUAAAUAUCGGACGAGAAAAGCCUCGGCCAUCGUCACUUUAUCCCCCAUGACCCUCGACAGUGCUGUCCUGCCAAAAUGAAGACGGAAACGAGUACAUCAAUGGCAACGUCGACGAGCUUUGAGGAUUCCAAAGUCAAUGGCGUCACAACCAACAGGGCCCCUGUCAGCCCCAGUCACAACCCCCACGCUACAGCUACAGCUACAGCUCCAACUCAUGAGACGACCACCACCACACCGUCAGAUACACUCGCCAACGGCUCUGCAAAUGGUAUCAUGAAUGGGACCGCUGAUGGCUCAGUGGACGUCUUCGCAUUGCGCAAAGCGUUCCGCAACAAGUACCGUCAUGUCGAGGCCGUCCAUUCCGAAUCGAAGCCGUCCUGUCUUAGCCACGACACCACCGAGACCCCAAGCUUCAUCGGGUUCAGGAAUCUCAUGGUGAUUGUGCUAGUUGCUGCCAAUCUCCGCCUGGUCAUCGAGAACAUCCAAAAGUAUGGGGUUCUGAUCUGUAUCAAAUGCCACGACUUCCGCCCCAACGAUGUGCGCCUAGGGCUCCUCCUGUACAUUCUCAUCCCAUGGCACCUUAUGCUCGCCUAUUUCAUCGAGCUAGUCGCCGCCGCUGAUGCCCGUAACUCCCGGGCCAAGUCCAAGAGGCGGGAUGGCAGCACCAGCCCGACCGAGGACGAGUCCAAGCAGUUCCUACACAGCUGGCGGAUCCUCCGCAUCCUCCACGCCGUCAACAUCACGGCCGCCCUGGCCGUGACGUCGUACGUCGUCUACUACUACAUCCACCACCCGCUCAUCGGCACGCUCGCCGAGCUGCACGCCAUCAUCGUGUGGCUCAAGACGGCGUCGUACGCGCUCACCAACCGCGACCUGCGGCACGCCUACCUGCACCCGGUGCGGGGCGAGCUGGCGGCGCUGCCCGAGAUCUACGCGCAGUGCCCCUACCCGGCCAACGUGACCUUCUCCAACCUGACCUACUUCUGGUGGGCGCCCACGCUGGUCUACCAGCCGGCGUACCCGCGCACCGCCCGCGUCCGCUGGGUCUUCGUGGCCAAGCGCCUCGGCGAGGUCGUCUGCCUGGGCGCCUUCAUCUGGUUCGCCAGCGCCCAGUAUGCCACCCCGGUGCUGCGCAACUCGCUCGACAAGAUCGCUACCCUCGAUUACAUGUCCAUCGUCGAGCGCCUGUUGAAACUGUCGACUAUUUCGUUGGUCAUCUGGCUGGCCGGCUUCUUUGCGCUCUUCCAAAGCUUCUUGAAUGCUUUGGCCGAGGUGAUGCGGUUUGGGGACCGCGAAUUCUACGAGGCCUGGUGGAACAGCGAGAGCCUCGGGGCGUACUGGCGCACGUGGAACAAGCCCGUGUACCAGUUCUUCCGGCGGCACGUCUACUCACCCAUGCGCUCCCGCGGCUGGAGCCACCUGUCAGCCAGCCUAGCCGUCUUCCUGCUCUCAGCCGUGCUGCACGAGCUACUGGUCGGCGUGCCCACGCACAACAUCAUCGGAGUCGCCUUCCUCGGCAUGUUCCUGCAACUGCCCCUCAUCGCACUGACGGCGCGCCUCGGCCGGCGCAAGACGGCGCACGGCCGGCUGGUGGGCAACACCAUCUUCUGGGUGUCCUUCACCAUCUUCGGGCAGCCGUUCGCGGCGCUCAUGUACUUUUACGCGUGGCAGGCCAAGUACGGCAGCGUCAGCAAGGUGCCGCUGGCGCAGCCGGGGACGUGUCCUGUGGUUGUUUGAUGAUGCGUUUUUGCGUUUGUGUUUGUGUUCGGGGGAUGCGGAUGGGAAUGGGAAUGGGAAUGGCUUCUGUCGGUCUGUCUGGUUGGUUGGUUGGUUGGUUUGUGGUAGCGUUGGGAUGGGAUAAAAUGGGAUGGGAUGGGAUGGGUCACUGGGACAAUAAAAGUGGUUUCUUUUUAUACGGCCGGGUUAUCUGGAACGGUGCGGCGUCAUU
Molecule: messenger RNA, 2004 nt
Organism: Chaetomium fimeti
Lineage: Eukaryota; Fungi; Ascomycota; Sordariomycetes; Sordariales; Chaetomiaceae
Product: MBOAT, membrane-bound O-acyltransferase family-domain-containing protein
Exons: 5
Coding region: 132-1793 (553 amino acids)
Biological process (GO): triglyceride biosynthetic process
Cellular component (GO): endoplasmic reticulum membrane
Molecular function (GO): diacylglycerol O-acyltransferase activity
Source: RefSeq, a predicted model, not a curated record